UUUCUACUUUCUGGUUUUAGCCAGCAACCAUGAAGGUGAUCAUCUUUACGUGUCUACUUUUCCUAAUUAUAAAAACAGAUGCUCAAACUAUCCCAGCGUCUUGUAGCACAAGCGAUACAAACAGAUCCCCGGAAAACUCUGACAUUAAGGUGGUCUGUGGAACGGAGUCUAUGGACCUGCGCAUCUUGCUUUGCCCCAUUUACAAUGCCAACUACAACGAGACUCUGAUGAUUCUCAAUGGGCAGACCAACACUGAGUGUAAAGGGACACCAGACUUCACUACCACCCCCCCGGUGUUAAAAUUCAAAUUCUCCAUAAAUCAACAGUCUCUUUCUUCCUGCAACAAUGUGUUCCGGAUCUUUGAUGUUGUUGGGAGUGGAGACUUUUCACAGUUUUCCAGUAUUCAGCACGUGAACAUCUCAGGGAGGGUGGAGUCGUUUGACCCUACUCCUGGUAUGAUCACCUACCGAUCACAGCUAACCUACAUGUACUCAUGCCAGUACCCCUUGCAGUAUGUGCUCAAUAACACCGAGAUGGCCGUAGCUGGAGUCAGCCUCGCCAUAACUGACAACAAUGGAAGUUUUAUCAGCACUCUGACGAUGGGGUUAUUCAACGGUCCAGACUUCCUUAAACCUCUUAUUAUUCCGACAACAGGACUUGGCCUAAAAGAACAAAUUUAUGUCCAAGUUAGUGCUAGCAAUCUGUCAGACAGAUUUAACGUGCUGCUUGACCGAUGCUUUGCGACAGUCGGUUUGUAUCCUGAUAGUACACCAGGUUAUGACCUUUUUAUUGGCUGUAACCAGGAUCCUCAGACAAAAGUGCUUGAGAAUGGAAUCUCUCAGAAAGCGUCAUUUGUAUUUGAGGCCUUUCGAUUUGUGCAGCACAAAAACAUGACGGUGUCCAGAUUCUACCUGCACUGCAUCGCGAGACUCUGUAACGUGUCCAUGUGUGCGAGCAUGUUACCCACCUGUCCAGGUAACAGGAGAAGAAGAGCGACAGAAGGAGAGGAUAGUGCUACAAUCACCUCAUCGGAAAUUCUUGUGGGCAAGCUACCCACCCCAGCUCUUGUAAAUGGCCAGGGUAAUAAAGCAGGUGUGGUGGAAAAGUUAGAGUACAGCAGCCCCGUGGUGGCAGUGAUAGUGUGCGUAGCCCUCCUCUCCGUGCUCUUGGUGAUGAUGGGGGCUUACUUCACAUGGACCCUCCGACAUAAACUUAGGCACUAAUCGCGCUACAGGACAGGACCCAGAAUCUGCUCUGAGGGCAGCAGUGUAUUUUAACCAAAGCUUCAGGGAUAAUAAGGGACAGUAGGAUUCACUGACAUCAUCUAAGGCUACAGGUGAUCUGUCAGUAAUUAAAGGUUGUUAUUAAUGUAAUCAAUCAGCCAAAAGGUUUGCGUUUUGCCAGUUGUUUGUAUUAUAAUGCAUGAAAGUAUUAUUGGUGAAAGGAUGUCAUGUUAAUUAACUGCAGCAUGUUUUCUGAUUUUUGAGCAUGUGUGAGGCUGCCCUGUUUUGAUUACGAAAAUGACAUGUAUUUGCACAAAAGUUUAAUCCAAAUGAUAAAAUA
Molecule: messenger RNA, 1563 nt
Organism: Boleophthalmus pectinirostris (great blue-spotted mudskipper)
Lineage: Eukaryota; Metazoa; Chordata; Actinopteri; Gobiiformes; Gobiidae
Product: zona pellucida-like domain-containing protein 1
Exons: 10
Coding region: 30-1223 (397 amino acids)
Cellular component (GO): cell surface
Source: RefSeq, a predicted model, not a curated record